AUGUGUCAUACAACGCUUAAAUUUGCUGAAUACCUUUGUGAAGGGAAACAGAAGGAAUUAAGAGAUAUUGCAAAUGCAUUAGUAGCCCCAGGGAAAGGUAUACUUGCAGCUGAUGAAAGUGUCCCUAGUUUGGGAAAACGAUUCAAAACAAUUAACCUUGAAAAUACAGAGGAGAAUCGACGUGUUUAUCGACAACUUCUAUUUUCUACUGACCCAGCCCUAGCAAAAAAUAUUUCUGGAGUUAUUUUAUAUCAUGAAACACUUUAUCAAAAGGCUGACGAUGGAUUUCCACUUAUCAGACUUCUUCAAGAUAGAGGCAUUGUACCGGGAAUUAAAGUUGACAAAGGCACAGUCCCAUUACCAGGAACACAUGAUGAAUGUAGUACACAAGGCUUAGAUGGGCUAUAUGAAAGAUGUUCCCAGUAUAAAAAGGAUGGAUGUCAUUUCGCUAAAUGGCGUUGUGUCUUAAAAAUAUCAGAACGUAAUCCAAGUUCAUUGGCUAUUCAUGAGAAUGCUAAUGUAUUAGCACGUUAUGCAGCAAUAUGUCAACAGAAUAGUCUUGUGCCUAUAGUUGAACCAGAAGUAUUACAAGAUGGCAAUCAUGACUUAUAUACUUGUAUGCGAGUGACUGAAGAAUUAUUAUCGUGUACUUACAGAAAAUUAGCUGAACAUCAUGUAUAUUUAGAAGGUACACUACUGAAAACAAAUAUGGUAACUGCUGGAAUAGUAUUUUUAUCUGGUGGCAUGUCUGAAUUAGACGCUACACUGAAUUUAAAUGCAAUUAACAGAUGCCCUGGACGUAAGCCUUGGACCUUAUCAUUCAGUUUUGGUCGAGCAUUACAACAGUCAGUGAUACAGAAGUGGGAUGGGAAAAGUAGUAAUAUUGUUGCAGCUCAAAAUGAACUAAUGAAAUUAGCACAAGUGAAUAUUUCUUAA
Molecule: messenger RNA, 936 nt
Organism: Trichobilharzia szidati
Lineage: Eukaryota; Metazoa; Platyhelminthes; Trematoda; Strigeidida; Schistosomatidae
Source: the annotation of a GenBank genome assembly